AUGCCGCCAAGGAGAAGACCCUCUCGGGCUGACGAGGACUCACCUCCUCUACGGACUGGCCCGGCCGUCACUCAGAACCUCCCUAGCAUGCCCUCCAGGUUCGAUACGUCUUAUGGUUCCGCUCCCUCCACUAUGCCGAGGAACAGUCGUCGCGGACAAGUUCGCAAUAUCCAGGUCGCUCUCGAGGACGCACUGAAUGACGAUGACGAUAGUGAUGAUGGCGGCCCGCGUCGCGCGAGGCGACCAUCCGUCCCACCGAGACCGAAUCGCAGACAGCAGCCUGGGCCGGAGCAAGAGUCGGAGUCAGAAUCGGAGCCAGAGCCGGAACCAGGACGCCAGUCGGAGCCGGACAAUGAGCCAGAUUUCGAUCCUGGAUUUGACGCAGCCUCAAAUUCACCUGCUAGCAGACACAGCUCGCCGCCGCGACAGAGUCCGCCGAGACGAGCCUCAUCGGUCGACCCUGCUGAAUUCCAGCCAGCUGCCCAUCGCGGAGCUCGCGACCAGAGGAUCUUGCCUACUUCAGCUCCCCUCAGAGGCCCUAGUCUUCCGCCGCCAGUCAGAGCUGGCUCGGAAGAACCACGCGGCAACAGCCCUCUUCGCAGAUCACCUCGCAGGUCAAGUAUUGUCCCACCUGAGACCGUAGGAUCUGCCUUCCAUCGCGCGAUCGAGGAAGUACGCGAUCGAGCUGGCUCGGAAGAUCCGACAGCCACGCCCGAAUCCAAUCGAACAUUUGGGCAAGAGAGCUCAUUAUUUGGCGACGCUACCAUCGGAUCCAGAUCCCCGGGCUCCAUUGACGAUCGACCAAUGCCUACCAUUGAAGAAGAAGACUCUAUUGUGGAAGCAGAAGAUUAUCGCGUGGCCGCUGCCAUGAGCCCCUCCAGGCCGGUGUUACCACGGCCCAGAAACAACCCACCCAUGCCUCCGACCUCAUUCAACCAACAGGAACCCCCGCGCGAGCCGUCCCGGUCGCCACUCACAAGAGUCUCUGAUGGACCAGCACCCGAUUAUCGGUCGCGUCCAAACCCCUUUGCUGCAGCACCUCCACUGCAACCUCCCCAGACUCCAAGACAGGGAAGCGUGCCGGGCCAAAGACGCUCAAGUCGUGCGUCGCCAGACCGGCAGGUUGCGUCUCAAAGUGUUCCAAGUUCUACUGCACCUACACCUGGAAGGACGACGCGGAGCCAAGCUAGGAACGCUGCCGCGGAAGAAGCACGGCGUACCGAAUCUCGUCAGACAUCAGAAGCACCUUCACCAAAGCCUGUUCGACAGAACCAGCCAGCGAAGAUAGAUGCCAGGUCACCGAGUCCUGCUCAGCAACAGCCAAGCAACUCAAGAAGGCAGAGUCCUGUCCAGCAAGAGCCCCGCAACGCAAGAACGCCGAGUCCUGCCCAACGGGAGGAACGCAACGGGAGAACACCAAGUCCCGUUCAACGAGACUCUCGCAACUCGAGAACACCGGAGCACCCCCAACAGGGACAAGGCCACGCAGGAACACCCCGACCCGCUCGACAAUCACAACCAGUUGUGCAUUCACCUCAAGCUUUUCAGCCAGCGCAGCCUCCAGCGAUAAAUCGACUAACGCGGCCUGGUAACUCGCAUUUAGCUUUUCCGCAUCCCCCUUCCCAUUCACCGCCUCGUCCCAAUCAAGAAAUCCGUGUACCUGCCCUGCAAACUCGUGUCAACGCUCGAGUCGAGGCUGUUACGACCGAGCAACACGGUCUGUUUGGUAAUGGAAUGGCAGAGAGAGUGAGACAAGAGCAACAGCGUGAUGUCGAGGAACAGCAAAAGCUUCGGCGCGAACGUGCAACGCGUCUUCAGACAUGGCCCAAGAUUUACGCUCCCAUUUACACCUGGACCAACACUGCUCGUCCCGAUAGGCCAUCCCCGGUAGAUGACGACGCAAGAGAUCCAUUGGACGAUGAACAAGACGAAUCGUCAAGGCAGAUCCCCAGGAACCAGAUGGGCUGGCACGCAUGGAUCAUGUUCACAUUGGCAGACGCUUUCGUGGAAGUCCUUAGCUUCCUCAUGUCUCCUGAAGCUUGGCUCAUCAAAGCAGUGCUGGCCGGCCUGGCGUCGUGUUUUCUUGCGUGGGCUUUCUACGCCGGAAUCUCCUCAUUUCCUGCUGGAGGUCUUGGUGGAAUCCAUUGGUAUGGACUGUCCGACAUUAGUCAUAACUUGGGUCAGUUCGUGCCGCUAUGGAUGGCGGCACCAUCCACCAUUUUCAGUGACAGAGAUACGAGGGAGCACUCUCGACAACAACGCGAGCACGAUUACGCAAUCAGAGAUCUGACAUUGGCCUCGGACCUUCAAAAACGUUCGAUUGAUAGACUCGAACAAAUUGUGCCAAAGGUCGUCCAUAUGAGCCUUGACAAAGACGGGCGGCCCAUCGUUGGACAAGGCUUCUGGUAUGCCUUGCGUGACUUGAUGAAAGCCGACAAGGAAGUUUUGACCUUGGGCAGAGGAAAGGGCGGCUAUCAUUUCAUCUCUGACGAACACUGGCGAGCGAUCAGAGAUAAGCUCAAGAAUGACCCCGAUUACCAAAAGGCGACCAACCCCCCUGCUCCAGGCGUCUCAGCUUCCGACGUCGAUAACAUUUUCCAGACCAAGUUUUCCAAGUCUUGGGAGGGGUGGCUGCAGAGCAACAACGAGAAGGUGGCUAAGAUUCUGGAGCCCGCCUUUGGCACCUCCAUUCCGGAUAAGAUCGAGAAAGACCUCGACAAGAAGAUCGAGAAGUAUGUGAAGGAUCUCUACAAGGACAAGGGGGCUACAGAUAUUGUGGUUACGCGGGAUGAGUUUAUUGGAUACCUCAAGAACGAAUUCCUCACCCAUCGCCGCGAAGUCAAGGCCGAAGCCGAGGAGCUACAGAAGAAUCUCGAGCAGUACAUCGUCCAGACAGUCGACCUUGCAAUGAGCAAGGCCCCUCCUUCCGGCGUCUCCCGAACAGAGAUGAUACACAUUGUCGACGACAUGAUCCGCCAGGCGAUCGCAAAUGCCGGACUGGAGGCCCUUGCAAAGGGCACUAUCGGAGCAAACUGGCACCAUGAACUUAGCCGCCAGGUCAACUAUCUCACAGUCGGUAGCGGUUCCAUCGUCGACAUCAAGCACACGUCGCCGAAUUACAAGCCGGAGUUCGUCGGGCCGAUAGGAUCUCCCGCCUGGCUGAAGAGCACGAGACGAAGCCCCUGGGUCUUACAACCCGCCAAGACCCAAACGCGCUGGGACGAUGACGGCGAAUGCUGGUGCGGCCGACCAACUGUAAGCAAAAAUGGGAAACACCUGGGCGUGUUCAUCUCCUACUUGCUCAGUCAUGAGAUUGUCCCGCGGCACGUCGUCGUCGAGCACAUUCUGCCCGGCGCCACCUUGAACCCCGACGCCCGGCCUCAGGACAUCGAGAUCUGGGCUUACAUCUCAGAGAUCAACAUGCGCCAGCGCGUGGAGGACUUCUCGGCCAGUCAUUUCCCCGAACCAGACACGGCAUCACGCAAGAAGUGGUUGUCGGAUGGUUGGGUCAAGAUCGGCCAGUUUACAUACGAGAGCAACGACACGAUCAACGGAAUCUACGUCCACCAGCUCAGCCCCGAAUUGGUCAAGCUCGGAGCUUCGACAGAUCACAUCACCAUUCGUGCGGUGAACAAUUAUGGCGCCGACCACACCUGUUUCUACAGGGUGCGUCUCUUUGGCGAGAGAUUGGUUUAA
Colletotrichum gloeosporioides is the source of this 3696-nucleotide messenger RNA. RefSeq lists its product as uncharacterized. The record is from RefSeq and is a predicted model, not a curated record. The transcript is spliced from 2 exons. NCBI's taxonomy places the organism in Eukaryota, Fungi, Ascomycota, Sordariomycetes, Glomerellales, Glomerellaceae. Bases 1 to 3696 code for a protein of 1231 amino acids.